ACACACACUACAGAAUAAAAGUAAAAUACUGAAGCAUAAACCCACGCGAACAACUCUUUGAACUCUGCAGCAGCUACCUCUUGUCAAUCUCGGGUGGAAGAGAUGUUUCUGCGUGUGUCGGCAUCAAAUUUGCUUAAAAAACUUCGCUUUCCUGCUUCCCAUGCCUUCCCUGCCUCUACAGCUACCAAAAAUGCAUUGCCCAUUUCAUUUUCCGGUAAACUCAAACUUUCCCAUUGCUACCAUACUGGUUCAGAUGGUUGGAGGAUAGAUCUUAGGGAUCCUUGUGUAUGGAUCGUUAUAUCUGGACAUGUAGCAAUGACUUUAGGAAUUAGUGCCUGCACUGUAUUUGCAGAAGGUGCAACAACUGAAGCAUCUUCUGAUAAUGGACUGGGGGAUGACAUAAUUGGAUUAAAAAAAGUUGAGGAUGACUCUGUAGUAUCAAACAUACAUACAGCAAAAUGGAGAGUCUUUACAGAUAAAGCGAGAGAAGUUUUUCUGCAGGGAAAAUUAGAUGAAGCUGAAAAACUCUUCCUUUCUGCUAUACAAGAAGCUAAAGAAGGUUUUGGGGAGCAAGAUCCACAUGUUGCUUCUGCAUGCAACAAUCUGGCAGAACUGUACAGGGUCAAAAAGGCAUUUGACAAAGCAGAACCAUUGUAUUUGGAAGCUAUCAACAUACUGGAGGAAUCUUUUGGUCCUGAUGAUGUACGGGUUGGGGUUGCUGUUCACAACCUUGGGCAAUUCUACCUUGGACAGAGGAAGUUGGAAGAAGCCCGUGUUAGCUAUGAGCGUGCUUUGAAGAUAAAAAGGCGUGUUCUGGGAUAUGGCCAUUCAGAAUGUUCAGAUACAAUGUAUCAUCUAGGAGUGGUGCUGUAUCUUCAAGGAAAAGAAACGGAUGCUGAGGCCAUUAUUAAGGACUCUAUAAGGAUGCUAGAGGAAGGUGGUGAAGGGGAGUCAUUUGUCUGCAUUAGAAGACUACGGUACCUCUCACAGAUAUAUUUGAAGUCACAUCGAGUUGCUGAAGCCGAGAUGGUCCAGAGAAAAAUCCUGCAUGUUAUGGAAUUGUCCAAGGGGUGGAAUUCCUUGGACACAGUUAUUGCAGCUGAAUCCUUGGCUCUGACCCUGCAAGCAUCUGGCAAUACAAAAGAUUCAAAAGAACUUCUUGAAAGAUGUCUUAAUGUCCGAAAGGACUUACUUCCUGGUGACCAUAUUCAGAUUGGAGCAAACCUACUUCAUCUAGCAAGAGUUGCAAUGCUUGACUGCAGUCAACAUAAAAAGUUCGAUGUAUCUAGAGCUAAAGCUGAGCUUGAUAUAGCAAAGGAUCAUUUACAUAAUUCCAUAAGGAUUGCACGUCAAUGUUUAGAGAAGGUAUUUAAACAAAAAGAAAAAUUAAAGAAAUACAGCAAGCUUGGAGAUUCUAGAAAGGAAGGCCAAGCUGCGUUGGCCAUAUUGUUGCAAUCACUCAAUACAUUGUCAUCAGUGGAGUUGGAUAAGCAAGAAUUGCAGGAAACUCAGGGAGGGGAUAUUAACGUUAAAGCUCAGGAUGCACUUCUUCAAUGCAUUUCUGCUUACAAGGAGUUUGUAUAUUAUGAGAGGUCAAUUGCUGAUGCCCCUGAAAUAAAGAACGAGUAUCUUUCAUGUUUAAGGCGCGCCCAAAAUUUGCUUGGUCAUAAACUUGAUGAAGAGCUAAGCAAUCAGAAGGAUUUCCGAAAGCUGAAUCUAACACCUUGAUGGGUUUCUUUUUCCUUUUUUUUUUUUUGAGAAAAGGUGGGGGGUUUACUUAAUAGGAAAUUUAUGUUGAUAAAGAAAAUAAUAUACAAGGGAUUUUUUACUUGGAAGAAAUAAAUAAACCAAUAUUGAUAACGAAGUCAAUUGCCACUGGCUAUGGCGUCAAAAAUAUUGUUAAACCAUACUUCGUGUGGUUAUUAAUUACAUUACCUUGAUAUUGUAUUGUUC
This is a messenger RNA of Cajanus cajan (pigeon pea), 1953 nucleotides long. RefSeq names its product Tetratricopeptide repeat (TPR)-like superfamily protein. Gene Ontology annotation, molecular function: protein binding. The record is from RefSeq and is a predicted model, not a curated record. Lineage: Eukaryota; Viridiplantae; Streptophyta; Magnoliopsida; Fabales; Fabaceae.